Molecule: messenger RNA, 1569 nt
Organism: Rangifer tarandus platyrhynchus (Svalbard reindeer)
Lineage: Eukaryota; Metazoa; Chordata; Mammalia; Artiodactyla; Cervidae
Source: the annotation of a GenBank genome assembly
AUGCGGCUUCCUCCGGGCCUGGCACUGCCGGCCCAUUCAUCGUCCCCGGCCAGGCACCCUCGCGCCGGGUCCGCGCGGCCAGCCAGGAAAACGGCGCCCCCGGCCCCGCCGCCAGGGGGAGCAGAGAGUCGCCUGCCGCCCCUCCGGGAAGUUGCCACCGCGGCCCGCCGGGCGUCUGGUACUGGACGGUCCAGGCCCCCGCACGGCAGGCCACCCCCCCCAACUGUGGCCCCGGGCCCGCCCCGCCCCGUCGGCACCGAUCGGUCCCGCAGAGCCGGGGCCGCAGCCCGAAGUGGGCGCUCUCAGCCCCGGCCCCCAUUCAAUCCCGCCCCCUCUCCCCGCCGGCCUCCGCCGCCUUCCGCCCCCCCCCCCCACCCCAGCCCGGACUCCAGCCCGGCAACGUCAUCCGGCCGCUUCCCGAAGCUUAACCCCUUCCUCCGCCAGCUGCGCGCCGCCCCGCCCCGCCGCCAACUUUCUUCGCCCAACUUCGCAGCGCGCGGGCCGGCCCGACGGCCAGGCGGAGACGGAGGGAGGGAGGGAGGGAGCGGCGGCCACGUCGCGCCGCGGAGCCGCGGCCGGUCCCGCCGACGGCGAGGACGUGGGGUCCACACCGCGGGCGCGCUCGGUCGACGCCCCCCGGCAUGGGGCUCGGGUCCGGCACACGCCUCCCCCCCACCCCGGGGCCCACCGGGACCCCCCCUCCCCGCCAAGGUCCGCGACCGCGGCGACGGCGGGCGGCACUGCCGCCGGGGGAGGGGCCGCCAAGGAGACGUGUCACUCCCGGCGCGGCCCGGCCCGGCCCGGCCCGGCCCCGGCGCCCCGACGGCCCGCCCGCGCGCCGCCGCUGCAGGGCCCGGCCAAGUUUCUUACCUGCAGCCGGAGACGCGGGAGGAAGAGCGAGAGGGCAGGAGCCGCAGCCGCCGCCGCCGCGGAACCGGGAGAGAGAGGAGCCGGCCAAGCCUCCGCCAAGAAGCCGCCCCCCAAGCAGCUGCAGGCGCCUCGAUCCCGACGCUGCCCGCCCCGUCCGCCGUCCGCUCUGGCCGCUCGCUGGCUGCGUGCGCGCGUGUGGAGUCGUGGCACUUUCUGCCUCGGAGCUGGCGAACGGCCCCCUCCGCAGGGAUCACCGCCUCCUGCCUUCCCCACCCGGGCCAGCCAUUCAUCGAGCCGCCUUUCCCCAUUGGCUCGCACCCCGCCACUCCGCUGGCCGCUGGCCAGUCAGAGCGCCGGCGGCCGAGCCGCGGCGGCGCCCAUUGGGCGGGGAGGCGGGCCUCCGCCUCGGCCAAUGGGAGAGGGGAGGAGCUGCGGGGCGCCGCGGGGGCGGGGCCGGGGCGAGGGGCGGGGCCGCGCGGUGCGGCGCUCGGCCCCUACGCGGGGGCGGAGCGGGGAGGGGCGGGGCGAGGCCGGUACGCUCGGCCACACGCAAGGGAGGGGGCGCCGGCCGGCCCCGCCCACUCCGGGCUCCUGCCCUGCGCGCGGGCGCCGACCCGGGCCAGGCUCUGGGCCGGCGGGGCCGCGGAGGUUCGAAUCCAGGAGGUGCUCCGCCCGUGCCCCUGGCCUGCUCGGGGCUGA